UAUAAAGCACCAGAGGCCUUCCUCUCCUCUUCGUCUUCAACCUCCGCUCUCUCGUGCCGCCAUUAGCCACCACCAACUCCCCCCAUUUGCUUCAAUGGCUGACGAGUUUCCUCCACCACUGGAUAAUGCCGAGCCUCCAUUGGCGAAAGUCCCCGCCGACAUAGUCCGCGAGAUCGUCAGCAGCCUCCGAUGCAAAAUCGAUCGCGACCGCGCACGGUACCUCGGCGAAACCUGGCGCGCGCAGAUUCAGCUGCUCGAGCCGGUGCCUCCCCCGCUCCCGUGGCUCCUCGUCCCGAGAUCCGUCGGGCCUCCGGUCUUCCACUGCGUCCUCAGCAACUGGCGCACCCACCGCUACUUCCUCGUGGACAGCGCACACACCGCGCGCUUCUUCGGCUCCUACGACGGCAACUGGCUCUUCGUCUCCCUCCACCAAAAGGACAAACACUUCCUCCUCAACCUUGAGCGUCCGUACCUGCGCAUCGAUCUCCCCAACACGUGCCUACGCAGUUUCCUGGUGCCGCCGUUCGAACACCUACAAAUCCUAGUUGAGGUCGGGAUCUUCAUCGUCGCCGCCACCUUCUCGCGCCAGCCAACCGAACAGGGAUGCGUCGCCGCCGGCAUCAUCGGCUAUCGUCCCAGCAGCCCAGUCGAGGACACCUGGCACAUCGGGUUCUGGAAGAUGGGCAAUGAGGCACCGGUGAUUUCACAGCCGAUGAACGAGGACCUUGAAGUGCAGGACCUCCUGUACAGCCGUGGAGACGAAGCCUUCCUCUUCCUCACCCGAGGGGAACACAUCCGUGAGUUUCGUCAACCCAUAUUCCCUCUCCCGGACAUGAAAACGAAAGUGCGGUACUUCCAGCGGCGCGGCGGCGAGGGCGACGGGCCUGUCCUCGCUCGCUACCUCGUGGAGUCCCGGGGGGAGUUGCUCAUGGUCGUCAGGUUAGGCACUCGUGAACCCCACUCGCCGACGUUGGCGUUCCGGGUGUUCCAGCAAGAAGUCCGGAAUGUCAUCAACGCCGAAGGGGAAGUUGAAGCUGAGCACCACUGGGCCGAGCUGCCCGCACUCGAGGGCCGUAUCAUGUUCGUCGGAAGAGGCUGCUCCAGAUCGUACGAAGUGGCGCAUGGGUACCCCGGCAAGGAGGGCAUCUACUUCCUGGAUGACCGGAGCUUCUACGACCACCAGAUCGUGUUCAGGAGUAGAGCCCAACGGCGAUACCACUGCAGCGAUGUCGGGAAAUGGUCGGGAACACCACCGCAGGUCAGGCAAUGCAUCCCGGAGUAUGGUCCGUCCAACGAAUCCUCUCCAGUUUGGGUUCUCCCUUAGAUGAGACAACGAGUUUUGGCAGAGCAAAUCAAGUUAGUAUGUGAUCAUGCUGAGUGUAAGCUGCAUCGUUUUGACAACGAGUUUCGGCAGAGCAUCAGAUCAAAUAAGUAGUAUGUGAUCGUGCUGAUUUCGAUGGUGUUGUCAUGUUGAAAUUUUUGCUUGCUGGUGAAAGCUGGCUACAGAAUACUCAAUUCAGUGAACAAAUUCUAAUUGAUGAUGAGUGCCGGUUUACUUAGUUCCUCUGUACUUGCAUUUUAAAGCUGCAGUGAGAAUUCAAUGUCCAAAUAUCUUGACUGCUGUCUGCAGAUUGUUCUGUUUCGUUAUGACUGCAUAGUCUGCACUUCCGAAUUAAUUCAUCUGCAUAUUUUUAGUUCUAAAAAGAGGCUGAUAGAGUUUUAUGGUUCCAGGGAUUGGUGCAUCGUCCUAUAUAUGUCAGCUGCAACCAGAAACGAAUUCGGUUGAUUCAAUGGGCAGUUGAUUGUGCUUGGAUUUUGCGUGACCAGUCCACGUCAUAUUUCUUCGUCGAUCGAGUUAUCAUACUUUGUCUUUCUAGAGGCUGCAAGAAAUCAAAUGGAAACUCAGAGAAAAUGAAAACACGUCAAGCUGAAA
Messenger RNA from Oryza brachyantha (malo sina), 1933 nucleotides. RefSeq lists its product as uncharacterized. The record is from RefSeq and is a predicted model, not a curated record. The transcript is spliced from 2 exons. Bases 95 to 1324 code for a protein of 409 amino acids. Lineage: Eukaryota; Viridiplantae; Streptophyta; Magnoliopsida; Poales; Poaceae.